UCCCUGUUGCACCGUGAAGAUCACCGUUGAAGCGUGUGCGUGUUUAAGCCGAACCGCCCCUGCUGUCGCGUACCGCCUCGAGACAACUUCCCGUUUCGGAGAUAAAGUGUAAGAAGAGUGAAGCGAAAAAAAAGGCAUUAAGUACUACACACCUGAAGUUAUUUUGUGCAAUUACCAAUCUAUGUGACAGUCAUCGAUAGCGCCUGGCCGAGCGGAUCCGAUAGGCAGGCGGGUAAUUAAAUGUUAAUUAGACCGCCGCCGAAAAAGGAUUCUGCCUCCGUCUAGGGUUGGCGAAUUAUAUCGAUUAAUUGUGGGAAUUUGCAAUUUUUGUGAAUACAUGUAUGAUUCAAUGUUGCAUUAUUCAUCUGAUCUAGAAAGAUCUCGCCUGUAGUUUAGAGAGAAAUGGACAGACAGUGUUAAAGUAAAAAUAGAUGGGAAAAUUUUGACGUGCGAGCGACCCACUGCCCACUUUAUUCUGGUGGUUUCCUCGCGCGCGCGUGGGAGAGAAUUUUGGAAAGAUUUAUCAUCCCAUAAUCUGCCCGCGCCAUCGACCGGUCUGGCUGGAGAACGCAUAUUUUCGCUAACUUUGUGUGAAAAUGGGCAAAACUCCCGCCAUUGGAAUCGAUCUCGGAACGACCUACAGCUGUGUCGGAGUCUGGCAGCAUGGCAAGGUGGAAAUUAUUGCUAAUGACCAGGGAAAUCGGACCACACCGUCGUACGUUGCCUUCAACGACACUGAACGAUUGAUCGGCGAUGCAGCCAAGAAUCAGGUGGCAAUGAAUCCAAAGAACACGGUUUUCGACGCCAAACGACUGAUCGGUCGUCGCUACGAUGAUUCGAAGAUACAGGACGACAUGAAACACUGGCCCUUUACCGUGGUUAACGACGGUGGCAAACCGAAGAUCCAGGUCGAAUUCAAGGGCGAAACGAAACGGUUCGCCCCGGAGGAGGUCAGCUCGAUGGUGCUGACCAAGAUGCGCGAAGUGGCGGAAGUCUACCUGGGCGGCAAGGUGACGGAUGCGGUGAUCACCGUGCCGGCCUACUUCAACGAUUCCCAGCGACAGGCUACCAAGGAUGCCGGUGCCAUUGCCGGGCUGAACGUGAUGAGAAUCAUCAACGAACCCACGGCUGCCGCCUUGGCCUAUGGUCUGGACAAGAACUUGAAGGGUGAGAAAAACGUGCUGAUCUUUGAUCUAGGAGGCGGCACUUUCGACGUCUCGAUUCUAACAAUCGACGAAGGAUCCCUGUUCGAAGUGAAAUCGACCGCCGGUGACACCCAUCUGGGUGGAGAGGAUUUCGACAAUCGCAUGGUCAAUCACUUUGCGGAAGAAUUCAAGCGCAAGCACAAGAAGGACAUGAGCGGAAACGUGCGGGCUCUGCGUCGGUUGCGUACGGCUUGCGAACGGGCUAAGCGAACCCUUUCGUCGAGCACGGAAGCUUCGUUGGAAAUUGAUGCUCUACAUGAGGGUAUUGAUUUUUAUUCAAAAAUAACACGUGCUCGCUUCGAAGAACUUUGCAUGGAUCUAUUCCGCUCGACGCUUGCUCCAGUGGAGCGUGCCUUGGGUGACGCCAAGCUGGACAAAGCCUCCAUCCACGAUGUUGUUCUCGUUGGUGGUUCCAUUCGUAUCCCGAAAAUUCAAAAAAUGCUGCAGGACUUUUUCUGUGGAAAAGCUUUGAACUUGUCCAUCAAUCCAGACGAGGCGGUGGCAUACGGAGCGGCCGUACAAGCUGCGAUUCUCAGUGGGGACGGAAGUUCCCAGAUUCAAGAUGUACUACUGGUAGAUGUAACACCACUAUCGUUGGGAAUCGAAACGGCCGGAGGUGUCAUGACUAAAAUCAUCGAACGCAAUUCCCGCAUCCCUUGCAAGCAGCAGCAAACUUUCACAACAUACAGCGACAAUCAAAAUGCCGUCUCUAUUCAGGUGUUCGAAGGAGAGCGUGCCAUGACCAAGGACAACAAUCUACUCGGCACGUUCAAUCUAACCGGAAUACCACCCGCUCCGCGCGGUGUUCCGAAAAUUGAAGUAACCUUCGAUUUAAAUGCCGACGGUAUUCUAAACGUAUCGGCAAAGGACAACAGCACCGGCAAACAGGAGAAGAUCACCAUCAAAAACGACAAAGGACGCCUGUCGAAGGCCGACAUUGAUCGAAUGCUUUCCGAGGCGGAAAAGUACCGCGAAGAAGACGAACGACAGCGGGAAAAGGUAGCCGCUAGGAACCAGCUAGAGGGUUACAUUUUCAACUGCAAACAGGCCGUCGAAGAUGCCCCGGCCGGGAAAUUGUCGGACGCUGACAAGCAAACGGUGAAGGAUAAGUGCGCUUCGGAGAUGUCUUGGCUGGACGCGAACACGCUAGCCGAGAAGGACGAGUUCGAGCAUCAUCUGAAGGAAUGUCAACGCGUUUGUGGUCCGAUUAUGGCGAAAAUGCAUCAAGCCGGUGCAAGUGGUGAGGCCGGAACUGCCGGCGGUAAGGGACCGACCGUCGAGGAAGUCGAUUAAUGGUUGAGGUAUUAUUUAGUAUCGUUCGUUCUACUUGUGUUGGUUCGUUCAGCAAAUUUCGGUCAUCUACACAUAUUUAUGUUUUCGAACUCCAUUGAGGAAAGCCACUAACAAAGUUAUUGACGCUUACGUUGUUUGAUUGUGCUUCAUAUUUAUGCAUUUACAUUGGGGUAUUAUUUAUAGCAUAAUAAAAUCGUACUAACGC
Sabethes cyaneus is the source of this 2703-nucleotide messenger RNA. RefSeq names its product heat shock 70 kDa protein cognate 2 (gene Hsc70-2). The record is from RefSeq and is a predicted model, not a curated record. Bases 597 to 2498 code for a protein of 633 amino acids. The transcript has 4 exons. Gene Ontology annotation, cellular component: cytoplasm. Gene Ontology annotation, biological process: cellular response to unfolded protein; protein refolding. NCBI's taxonomy places the organism in Eukaryota, Metazoa, Arthropoda, Insecta, Diptera, Culicidae. Gene Ontology annotation, molecular function: ATP-dependent protein folding chaperone; ATP binding; misfolded protein binding.